AUGUUCCAUGGUCUCAUCAGAAUGGUCCUAAUGAUCGGUUCGACUUGCUUCAUAAGAAAGGAACAGUUGGAGCCUUCCAGCCCGGUCGCCCCUAUCGAUUCCAGAGGAGGACGCAAAGUCUACUCGAAAGAGUUUCUCCUCUCCAAGAAGGCAACCGGAACUCAAGGCGACCUGUUGUUGUGGCUACAACCCAAACAACAAUUGCCCAAAGAAGGAAAGAGAGCGAAAGCGAAAGGUUUGGAGGCCUUUCGAGAUCCUGUAGCACAACACAACUUUGCUGCUUUCAAGCUUUGGUUGAAAGGACUACUGGAGGGAAAUUCAGCCGUGGAUAAACAUACAUUGUGUGGUCUUUAUCACGCGCAUUUUGCGCAUGUGUUAGAGCCACGUAGGAUGGGUCUGAUUAACUUUUCCCUCUUGCAAAUGUUGAUGGUGGUGCUGCCUGGAAUCAAUGUCUGGUCAAGGGUGAAGGAUUAUCCAUUUUGCUACUUUGUAUGUUGGGAUGAUGGAGGGGGAGAUAUCGCACUGACGACUCAGCCAUUGGAUCCACGGUGA
Seminavis robusta is the source of this 552-nucleotide messenger RNA. NCBI's taxonomy places the organism in Eukaryota, Bacillariophyta, Bacillariophyceae, Naviculales, Naviculaceae. The record is from the annotation of a GenBank genome assembly.